This is a messenger RNA of Closterium sp. Naga37s-1, 510 nucleotides long. NCBI's taxonomy places the organism in Eukaryota, Viridiplantae, Streptophyta, Zygnematophyceae, Desmidiales, Closteriaceae. The record is from the annotation of a GenBank genome assembly.
AUGAGUGCUAACAAGAUGGUUCUCCAGGAGAGAUCUGAUAAUUCUUCUCGAAUUGGAGAGGGUGAGACCGACAAGGAGCACAUGUCCACUGAGGGGCGUUGUAAAUCACGCUCCCCAGUGAAACGCAAGUCUCGGGUUCUUAGCAGUUUGACCCGCGAUGACAUUGUGAGGCUCUUUGACUUCCCGAUCGAGACAGCCGCCAGAUUAGUUGGGGUUGGAGAAACUGCAUUGAAACGAAGAUGUAGGGAGCUCGGCAUCGUAAGGUGGAAGCACCGGACUCUGAUGGGCUUUAGAAACAUUUCGAGCUCAUUGCAGAUCCCAUCGGAGGAGUUGACGCGAUAUUUUGAAGAAGACCCUAACUUAGAGCUGGGAGCUAAUCUUUGUAAAGUUCGACAAAAGGUCUACAAAGAACGGCACCGGUCUAAACUCUGUGUGGUUGGCCGUGCAGUGGAUAGUCCUCAAGGAGAACGUCCAGAGACCAACGUCCCCCAAGAAUUAUGUCGGGAAUGA